Messenger RNA from Adineta ricciae, 1638 nucleotides. Lineage: Eukaryota; Metazoa; Rotifera; Eurotatoria; Adinetida; Adinetidae. The record is from the annotation of a GenBank genome assembly.
AUGUCGUACACUGGAAUCAAGAAAAGUCCGCUUGGAGCAAUACCGUUUCUCAAAAAACGAUUGCGACGAAUCACAGCUUUAGGCCUUCGAAAUUUAACAAUUAAUGAUUUGAAUUUUUCGUUAUAUUUUACGCUACAUCGAACUGAGCAGAGCGUUGCUUUCUACACAAGUGAAGCGGUGGAAAACCAACGCAGUCCGGAAUGGUCUCAUUUGGAAUUUCCAUUGAGUGUUCAAUGUUUACAAGAUUUUCUAAUGCGAGUGUGGAUUACAUCAUCAAAUAUCUGCCGUUUGUUUCUCGAAUAUGACGUUCAUCUCGAUGAUUCGCUCGUUCCUGAUGGGCAGAAAGAUGAUUCGCCUGUUUGUAAUAAUAGCCUUUGGCUAGAAAUGUUUGGAUAUCAAUUCACGGAUAAUCCAUCAACUGCGAGCCAUCAAGCGUUUUUGCAACAGAUCAGUAGAGAUGCUUCACUGGCGGAAAAGAAAACCAAACGCAGUAAUUUUGUAAAAUCGUACAACAAAUCGAGUAUUUUACGAAUGAUCAGUGCUAUCGAUGCAAUAAGAAAUGAAAAGCGAUUAGCAAACGAAUGUCUUCAACGUCUACAGACCUUAGCUGAUGAAAAUGAAGAAUAUCUAUCAAGAAUCAAAGAACGGGAAUCGCGUCGUUUACAAAUUGAACACUUACUGCAAUAUAUCUAUUGCCAAACAUCAAUUAAUGACCAGCAAUCGACUAUAAAUCAACAACGACACAGAAUAGUCAAUGAAAGAAGAAAUCAACUCGAUCAAGAUCUAUUGCAAUUACUUCAUCAACAAAAAGAAUUGAAAGCACGUAUCAGCGAAUUAAAUCAAUCUAAAUAUUUUCUGUAUGAUCUUAUCAAAUUAACUACAUUUCGACAGAAGACGAUUAUCGAUGAAAUAUACCAUCAGAUUUAUCCGAUUGUUAGCGACAAGAAAAACGAAUAUUCGAUUGCAAAUGUCCGGUUACCAACAGCACAAGAUAAAAUUUAUCAAACAACACUAACUCGUGAGCGUGAAAAUGAAAUCGGUGCAGCUGUUGGAUAUUGCGCACAUUUUGUUCUUAUCAUUUCGCAGUUUCUUCAAUUACCACUUCGAUUUCCUAUUGAAUUCAACGGAGCAGCAACGAUUAAAAUCCAUGAUUAUACAUUACCAUCAAGCGACUUUCCGUUAUAUCCAAGUUACGAUAUGAAUUCUUUUCAAUAUGGUUUCUUCUUAUUGAAUCGAGAUAUUGGUCAGCUAAUGUACCAUUGUCGUGCUGGCGGUCGGAAUACGGAUUAUCGAAAAACUUUAGUUAAUCUGAAAGAAUUAUUGGAACAAUAUUUUACCAAUAGAAAACGGAGUCAAUCAGUACAAGUUUACACAUUGAAUCAAUCAACAAUUGAACCGAUAAUUUCAGACACCAGUAUGAGUAUCGAUGAGCGAGUAGUGAUGCGAAAUAAAACAAAUCUUAGCGAGAAUUCUAUUUUUUCGCCAUCACGUUCCGCAUCGUCGUCAUUCCUUGAAUCGAAUGAUUUGAUUCACAAUGAAGACAACAAUCAUCGCAAUGAUGUCAAUUUAUUUCCAAAUUCUAGUGCCAUAUCACCUCGAUUAAUGAUGCAGAUAUCCGUUCAACCUCAACAGCAAUAA